Messenger RNA from Pseudomyrmex gracilis, 1839 nucleotides. RefSeq names its product GTP-binding protein SAR1b (gene Sar1). Gene Ontology annotation, molecular function: GTPase activity; GTP binding. Gene Ontology annotation, biological process: vesicle organization; endoplasmic reticulum to Golgi vesicle-mediated transport; intracellular protein transport. The coding region runs from base 497 to 1078 and encodes 193 amino acids. Gene Ontology annotation, cellular component: endoplasmic reticulum exit site; COPII vesicle coat. The record is from RefSeq and is a predicted model, not a curated record. The transcript has 5 exons. Lineage: Eukaryota; Metazoa; Arthropoda; Insecta; Hymenoptera; Formicidae.
GUAAGUCGGUUCUGAAUCGCUUGGCAAAAGUGAACACGAAAAAUCGCAACGAAAAUCCCACGUACAUACUAUAAUUCCGUUUCGCCUGCACUCUUCUACACCCCCGUACAUGUCAAAUUAAUUGAGCGCAUUGAGCGGGUCCUUGCGAAGGACGGUGGAAAGUAUGAAAAGGUUCAGCUGACGAAAGUGCACCGCGGAAACAAACGCACGCACUGUGUCGCGUCGACGACGAUAACCUGGCUCCUCGCGUUCCCGUUGCACUUUGUGCACCGAGCGCGAGACCGAGAGCUCUCGUCGUGCGAGAUUUAAAAAAUCGGCUGGGUAAUCGCGUGUGUACGAGUCGCAGUCGGUCGGUCGGUCACGUUGGCAGACGGUGAUCAACGGUGGUGAUCUUGUUAAUGCGUCUUGCUAUUGUUGCAGAGUCAUUCGUUAGUUAACACAUACACUUGCAAGCACACAUUAGAGGACGUGUAAAAGACUCACAAACACUACAAAUAUGUUUAUUUGGGACUGGUUUGCUGGAGUGCUCAACUAUCUGGGAUUAUGGAAGAAGAGUGGCAAACUUUUAUUCCUAGGUUUGGAUAAUGCGGGCAAAACUACAUUGCUUCAUAUGCUCAAGGAUGAUCGUUUAGCCCAACAUGUGCCCACAUUGCACCCAACAUCCGAAGAAUUAUCUAUUGGAAAUAUGAGAUUCACAACUUUUGAUCUUGGUGGUCAUACUCAAGCACGUCGUGUUUGGAAGGAUUAUUUCCCAGCAGUAGAUGCAAUAGUGUUUCUUGUCGACGCAAGCGAUAAAACAAGAUUACCAGAAUCAAAAGCUGAGCUGGAUGCGUUAUUGACUGAUGAACAACUCAGUGCGUGUCCAGUUCUUGUACUGGGCAAUAAAAUUGACAAACCAUCUGCAGCUUCUGAGGACGAACUCAGAAAUUUCUUUAACUUGUAUGGACAAACAACAGGAAAGGGUAAAGUUGCUCGUAGCGAGAUACCCGGCCGUCCACUGGAACUAUUCAUGUGUUCAGUUUUGAAGCGACAAGGAUACGGAGAGGGCUUUCGUUGGCUUGCACAGUACAUUGAUUGAAGUGUACAUUAUCACAUAAUUCGACCGAAAGAUUCCAACAGUUUCAUACAUUUCCUUUUUCUUUGGUAAUGGUGUCACUAUCGGAACUGUAAUAUUCUUUACACGUGUCGAAAAUUUAGAAGGAAAAAUGCCAUUUCAUCGAUCAUCAAAACAAAAAAGAAAGAUAAACAGUAAUCGAAAUUCUCUCUCUUUCUUCCUUUCAAAGCAUUUUCCACAAAUAGAGAUCAUGAAACGAGUAUUCUGAGAGCAAGUAUCAGCGAUUGAUACUGAUAAGAUUGAUUUCUUCCCUUGAUAAUAACAUGAAACUAGAAAAGCAUCAAUUUUGUCUUUUUUCUUUUUUUUUUAUUUUUUUCAUAUAAAAUGCUUUAACAAUUAUGAACAGAAUUCGUGGAAUUAUUUCGCGAAUCUAGGUGAAUUAUUAUAACAAACUAAAGGAGGUAAAACAAAUGAAACCAUUUUUUGAUAAAUAAAACAACAAACUAUUUCAAGGACUUAUUGUUCUCUAAGUGUUUUGUAAAUUUAUGUUGUGUUUUAUUAACACUUGUCUGAUGAUAUGUGUUGACAAUUUAGUUUCCGAAAAACAAUUAUGUAAAUACGAAAUUAUGAAAUUUAAACUGAUUUGCUAACUUUUCCGCGUAUGUAUUUUGUUUGAUUUAUCAAGCUGUAGAUUACUACUUUAAUAUCACAUUGAAUGGUGUUGCUACAUACUUACUAUCUUAAAUUUUUAUUACUGGUGAAUGUACGUUAUGUUUUGAAUUUUA